Aspergillus candidus is the source of this 2970-nucleotide messenger RNA. RefSeq names its product WD40-repeat-containing domain protein. The transcript has 14 exons. Gene Ontology annotation, biological process: negative regulation of transcription by RNA polymerase II. The record is from RefSeq and is a predicted model, not a curated record. Gene Ontology annotation, molecular function: protein binding. NCBI's taxonomy places the organism in Eukaryota, Fungi, Ascomycota, Eurotiomycetes, Eurotiales, Aspergillaceae. Gene Ontology annotation, cellular component: transcription repressor complex; nucleus. Bases 1 to 2970 code for a protein of 989 amino acids.
AUGGCCCAAGGUUUGAAUCUCAAGGAAUUACCGGUCGCCGAAGGAGCCGAAUUCGGAACAUAUAUGGAUCAACAUGAGGAAGGGUGUCUCCCUGGGACCAGAGAGGAGCUUCUUCGCGAGAUUGAUGAGUGGGCUGUCUUACCACAAAGCAGAUGUAUAUUCUGGCUCAAUGGUUCUGCUGGGACUGGCAAGUCCACAAUAUCACGAACUGUGGCAAACUUCUUCUUCAAGAGAGGUGAAGGAGGCCGUGGUAAUGCAACAAGAUUCUUUCCAACAAUCGCAAGGCAGCUAUUCACACAAAUUGCAGAAAUCCAGCCUGUGAUUAUGCAUGUACUGAACGACGACUUCGACAAAUUAAUUCUCCAGCCACUGCUAAACUUUAAGAAAUCGAAUACUCCGGGCCGAGUCUUGAAUGACAGUAACAUCCAACAAGCUCGCUUGGUUCAAUUGCGAGUCUUUCAUGAAGUCGGAGAUGAUCACCAAGACUUUAUCCUUCAUCAAAUCCCUAGUCCCAUAAUAAAACGUGAUAUCUCUCUGUUCCUUGAACACAAGCUUGCGAAAAUUCGGAAAGAGCGAUCACUUCAACCGGACUGGCCGGGAGCCACCAAGACACAGAGGCUGAUCACAAUGUCUGUUCCCCUAUUCAUCUUUGCCGCUACUAUCUGCCAGGGCAGUCUUUCAGAAAUCCUCGACCAUCAAAAUGACACAUCAAAACUAAAUGGGACAUACCUUCCAGUACUAGAUCGUCUUCUUGUCGGACAAGAGUACCGUAUGGUCCUUGGAACAAUCAUUCUUCUUGAAAGUCCACUCUCGCUCCAUGCACUUGCAAAUUUCCUUGGGCGCCCAGAAAGCUUUCUUGAUACCAGAUUGAACUCGCUUCAUUCGGUUCUUGACAUACCGCAUAACAAGAUGUUACCAAUUAGGGCUUUUCAUCUGUCACUACGUGACUUCCUUGUUAAUGCUGACACUUGUGAAAAUACACCAUUAUGGAUUGAUGAGAAGGAAAUAAACCAAGAUCUAACAGCCCGUUGCCUUCAUGUGAUGAAUCAGAACUUGAAAAAGAAUAUAUGCAAUCUCCCAAGCUAUGGAACAGUGCGCAUGACAAUCAGCCGCCAACAUAUAAGCGACCGGUUGCCACCAGAGCUGCAGUAUUCAUGUCGGUAUUGGACCCACCAUUUAACCCAUAGUAGGGAUGCAAUUAGCUGGAGUGAUAAGAUCUUGGCGUUUCUAAAUGACCAUUUUCUUCAUUGGGUGGAAGUAAUGAGUUUAUUAGACGCUAUUUCAGAGGCUCUGCAAAGUAUCAAUACUUUAAAGUUAGCAAUGCAAGGCAGGAAAGAUUCUGAGAUAAACAAAUUUCUAUGUGAUGCGGAGCGGUUCAUUCUAAAGAAUAGCCAGAUGGUAGAUGUUGCUCCUCUUCAGCUCUAUGUACAAACAUGCCCAAGAGUAGAGGAUACAUGGAGCCCAGAGUUACGGACAUUAGAAGGCCAUUCCAGGAUAGUCCGGUCGGUGACCUUCUCGCCCGAUGGUCAGCAACUGGCCUCUGGCUCCGAUGACAAGACUAUCAAGAUCUGGGAUCCCGCCACGGGCCAUCUGAGGCAUACACUGGAAGGCCAUUCCAGUUCAGUCAAGUCAGUGGCCUUCUCGCCUGAUAAUCAGCAACUGGCCUCUGGCUCUAAUGACAAGACCAUCAAAAUCUGGAAUCCCGCCACGGGCUAUCUAAGGCAUACACUGGAAGGUCAUUCCAAUUUAGUCUGGUCAGUGGCCUUCUCGCCCGAUGGUCAGCAACUAGCCUCUGGCUCCUUUGACAAUACCAUUAAGAUCUGGAAUCCUAUCACAGGCCAUCUGAGAUAUACACUAGAAGGCUAUUCUAGUAGAGUCUGGUCAGUAGCCUUCUCGCCUGAUAGUCAGCAACUAGCCUCUGGCUCCUUGGACAAGACCAUCAAGACCUGGGAUCUUACCACGGGCUAUCUGAGGCAUGCACUGGAAGACCAUUCUAGUAGAGUUGAGUCAGUGGCCUUCUCGCCUGAUGGUCAGCAACUAGCCUCUGGCUCCGAUGACAAGACUAUCAAGAUCUGGGAUCCAACCACGGGCCAUCUGAGGCAUACACUGGAAGACCAUUCCAGUUCACAACUGGCCUCUGGCUCCUUCGACAAGACCAUCAAGAUUUGGGAUCCCACCACGGGCCAUCUGAGGCGUACACUGGAAGGCCAUUUCAGUUUAGUCGAGUCAGUGGCCUUCUCGCCUGAUAGUCAGCAACUGGCCUCUGGCUCCGAUGAAAACACUAUUAAGAUCUGGGAUCCUGCCACGGGCUAUUUGAGGCAUACACUGGAAGACCAUUCUAGUAAAGUUGAGUCAGUGGCCUUCUCGCCUGAUGGUCAGCAACUAGCCUCUGGCUCCGAUGACAAGACCAUCAAGAUCUGGGAUCCUGCCACGAGCCAUCUGAGACGUACACUGGAAGGUCAUUUUAGUAGAGUUUGUCAACAACUAGCCUCUGGCUCCUUUGACAAGACUAUCAAGAUCUGGGAUCCCACCACAGGCUAUCUGAGAUAUACACUAGAAGGUCAUUUUAGUUCAGUCUGGUCAGUAGCCUUCUCGCCUGAUAGUCAGCAACUAGCCUCUGGCUCCUUGGACAAGACUAUCAAGAUCUGGGAUCCAAUCACGGGUCAUCUGAGGCAUACACUGGAAGGCCAUUCUAGUUCAGUCUGGUCGAUGGCCUUCUCGCCUGAUAGUCAGCAAUUAGCUUCUGGCUCCGAGGACAAGACCAUCAAGAUCUGGGAUCCCGCCACGGGCCAGCUCGGCGAGACACUGGACACAAUGGGUAUACUGGUUGUUGAGAUAUAUAAGUAUCAAAAUAGUCAUUUUAUAUGCAAUACAGGGUGGGCGGCUCGGUCGUGGUGGGCGACUCGGUUGGGAAAUACGUUAGCCUGCGGUGUCUUUGAUGACUCAGCACCCGCAGGUAUUGGCAGAUAG